Molecule: messenger RNA, 825 nt
Organism: Fusarium coffeatum
Lineage: Eukaryota; Fungi; Ascomycota; Sordariomycetes; Hypocreales; Nectriaceae
Exons: 4
Coding region: 1-825 (274 amino acids)
Source: RefSeq, a predicted model, not a curated record
AUGUCGCAAGAGCAAGACAUCUACGAAGAACGCCUUCGAGAAGAACGGCUCCAAACCCCUGCCGCCCGUGCCAGAGAGCUUGUGCGGGACGAUGAACUCAGGAAAGCUCGGAGGAACGCUGAAUGGAUGAUUCCGGCUAUUGAGCGUUUUUCAGAUGAGGCACAAGCACAGGUCGAUCAGGAAUACAGGCAAUCCAUGGAACCCUUCUUACAGCUUUGCCAAGACGAACGAACGAGGCAAAUCAUCUUAGCACCGCGGGGAUUCGAGAAAACCUUAGAACGAAUCUGGAAGUGGGUAUCGCCGGCGCCGCCAGCCUGGAUACAAAAGAUCCUUGAGGUUAAAGAAGAGUUUGGUUUUAUCUGGAUGACUUUGCGUGGAUUGGAAACUGAGAAGUGGCCUACGUUUUAUCCCAACGAGAGUAUGGCAGAAGAUGAUGACUUGCGAAAACACUUCAGAGAAGAGAAUCACGAUCUUUUUACUGCUGGAAUUCUACGGAAUACUUUUAUUGUCAUACCUAUUGAAUUAACUUGCGAGGACAAUCUUCGUCGUACAGAAGCUAGUGGUGAUCUUCUUGAUCCUUAUUGGGUUUGGGCAUAUGAUGCAGACUGGGACAGUUCAGAAGAAGAAGAAACUGUCUUUGAUGGGGAGAAUUACCAAGGGCGUAUAAAGGUAGCUAUUUGGUCGGUUAACUCAUGGUUUUAUGCUGCUCGCAGCGAGGGUACAAGUCUUCGGGAUAUGUGGCUAAAGGCACAGCAGCAUCCUGAAAAGUUAUGGAUUUGCUAUACGAAGGAAUUAAAAGAGUGGGAUCACGAGCCGUACAUUUAA